AUGAAAGCAAAGAGACAAUCUACUGCUACUGAACCAAAUGUGCGUGCUAUUAUUCAGUACGUCAAACCAAGUGCGGGGGCAUGUUACUAUAUAGGCAUAUAUCAGAAUAUUUUUCUAGUCGGAUUAUUUGAUUCUAUAAACUUAUUAAUUUCAUCUACCUUGGCCUGGACACUUCUUAUAUUAAGAGUUAUUGUUACUAUUGUUGUUAUUCAAGAUAUCCUCUAUAGCCCUUGCCUACAAUGUAGAUAUCAUAAGCGUAAUUUUACUAUAUCUAUUUAUAUCUACGUAAUUGCCUCUUCAGAUUUCGACAAUGAACCCGAUCCGGCACGACAGUACAAUGUAUACUUGAAUGGGAAAAAAUUGAUAUGUUUGGCUGCUACGAUAUAUGGCUCUGCCAACCCGUUGAGGCGCUAUUCAGUAUGUUCUCUUGAUUGA
Messenger RNA from Phycomyces blakesleeanus NRRL 1555(-), 435 nucleotides. RefSeq lists its product as hypothetical. The record is from RefSeq and is a predicted model, not a curated record. NCBI's taxonomy places the organism in Eukaryota, Fungi, Mucoromycota, Mucoromycetes, Mucorales, Phycomycetaceae. The transcript has 5 exons. Bases 1 to 435 code for a protein of 144 amino acids.